CUGUUAUAUAGCGUAGCAGACGAGACCUACAGUGUAUCUUGCUGAUCCAGGGCAGAGCAAACGUAAAGGCUCUCUUACAGAUAUUGUAAACAUCAUGCUAAUUAAAGCGGGUUACCUCCUCUUAGUUGGUGCAUUCUACGUGGCUGGUCAGACUGUGUCUUCUGAGGCGGAAAAUGCUUCUGAAGAAAUAAACUCUGUUCCUGAUGUGACGGACACUGAUUCUGAAGUUAAUGAUUUCAAACAAUCUUUAAGUGAUUUAGGAAAAAAAAUAUUCUUGAACAAAGUGGCCGCUGCAAAUGAGGCAGCUAAAUGGGCAACUGCAACUUCACCGUUCUCAAGUCUUUUUGCUAGAGAUUUCAACAACUUAGAAGAGCCACUAAAUACCAAUCGAAAACGUUUGGACUGGCCUGGCAGAGAUACUGAAGACAAAGAAAGACAACAAAAUAUCAAUAACAGAGACGCUGGAGAUGAGAUUGCAAAAUGGGCACCUUUAGUGUUUAGUAUUUUUGGCAGAGAUACUGACAAGCUAGUUGAGCAAUUGAAUAAGAGAGACACUGCUGGUGACAUUGCAACUUGGUUACCUAUAGCUAUUUCAGUGUUAGAUUUAUUUGGCAGAGAUACAGACAAGCUAGUUGAGCAAUUGAAUAAGAGAGACACUGAUGAUGGCAUUGAAACUUGGUUACCUAUAGCUAUUUCAGUGUUAGAUUUAUUUGGCAGAGAUACAGACAAGCUAGUUGAGCAAUUGAAUAAGAGAGACACUGCUGGUGACAUUGCAACUUGGUUACCUAUAGCUAUUUCAGUGUUAGAUUUAUUUGGCAGAGAUACAGACAAGCUAGUUGAGCAAUUGAAUAAGAGAGACACUGCUGGUGACAUUGCAACUUGGUUACCUAUAGCUAUUUCAGUGUUAGAUUUAUUUGGCAGAGAUACAGACAAGCUAGUUGAGCAAUUGAAUAAGAGAGACACUGAUGAUGGCAUUGAAACUUGGUUACCUAUAGCUAUUUCAGUGUUAGAUUUAUUUGGCAGAGAUACAGACAAGCUAGUUGAGCAAUUGAAUAAGAGAGACACUGCUGGUGACAUUGCAACUUGGUUACCUAUAGCUAUUUCAGUGUUAGAUUUUUUUGGCAGAGAUACAGACAAGCUAGUUGAGCAAUUGAAUAAGAGAGACACUGCUGGUGACAUUGCAACUUGGUUACCUAUAGCUAUUUCAGUGUUAGAUUUUUUUGGCAGAGAUACAGACAAGCUAGUUGAGCAAUUGAAUAAGAGAGACACUGCUGGUGACAUUGCAACUUGGUUACCUAUAGCUAUUUCAGUGUUAGAUUUAUUUGGCAGAGAUACAGACAAGCUAGUUGAGCAAUUGAAUAAGAGAGACACUGCUGGUGACAUUGCAACUUGGUUACCUAUAGCUAUUUCAGUGUUAGAUUUAUUUGGCAGAGAUACAGACAAGCUAGUUGAGCAAUUGAAUAAGAGAGACACUGAUGAUGGCAUUGAAACUUGGUUACCUAUAGCUAUUUCAGUGUUAGAUUUAUUUGGCAGAGAUACAGACAAGCUAGUUGAGCAAUUGAAUAAGAGAGACACUGCUGGUGACAUUGCAACUUGGUUACCUAUAGCUAUUUCAGUGUUAGAUUUUUUUGGCAGAGAUACAGACAAGCUAGUUGAGCAAUUGAAUAAGAGAGACACUGCUGGUGACAUUGCAACUUGGUUACCUAUAGCUAUUUCAGUGUUAGAUUUUUUUGGCAGAGAUACAGACAAGCUAGUUGAGCAAUUGAAUAAGAGAGACACUGCUGGUGACAUUGCAACUUGGUUACCUGUAGCUAUUUCAUUGUUAGAUUUUUUUGGCAGAGAUACAGACAAGCUAGUUGAGCAAUUGAAUAAGAGAGACACUGCUGGUGACAUUGCAACUUGGUUACCUGUAGCUAUUUCAGUGUUAGAUUUUUUUGGCAGAGAUACAGACAAGCUUGUUGAGCAAUUGAAUAAGAGAGACACUGCUGGUGACAUUGCAACUUGGUUACCUGUAGCUAUUUCAUUGUUAGAUUUUUUUGGCAGAGAUACAGACAAGCUAGUUGAGCAAUUGAAUAAGAGAGACACUGAUGAUGACAUUGCAAAUUGGGUAUCUGUAGCUAUUUCAUUGUUAGAUUUUUUUGGCAGAGAUACAGACAAGCUAGUUGAGCAAUUGAAUAAGAGAGAUUUUGAAGAUAACAAUGAUAAAUGGUCAUGGUCAGAUAUUUUUAGCACAGAUGUACGAAAAUUCGAAGAACUAUUAAAUGCCAGCCAAACAGAUUCUGAAAACACUGAUACUGAUCUUGAAGAUGUAAAUGUAUCUUAAGAAAUUCAUGGUCUCAACAGAGAUUCUCGUUACAUACAAGAGGCAUUGCAUUUAAAUAAAAAGAUUACUGACAACAUGUGCUGAAAUGAGCUAUUAAAGAAGGUCUCUUCCUGGUAUUGUGGACCAAGAUGUACAAAAUAUAAAUAGCUUCUGAAUUAAGUUUAAAGACGUAUCUGAGAUAUAAAAAAAAAAACAAGACUGCCUGAGAGCUUCUAAUAUUUUCUUUGUUUGCUUGUACAUUAGUCCUUAUGGUGAAAAAAAAUAAAUAAAGCUCAUAUCUCAGGUGUUUGUUGUAAUGUAACGUCAAGAGCUGUUUUAUUAAAAAUGAUAUACAAGUAUGCCUACAGAAGAUUAAAAGUUUGGGAAAAUACAAA
Molecule: messenger RNA, 2697 nt
Organism: Biomphalaria glabrata
Lineage: Eukaryota; Metazoa; Mollusca; Gastropoda; Planorbidae
Exons: 3
Coding region: 95-2323 (742 amino acids)
Source: RefSeq, a predicted model, not a curated record